This is a messenger RNA of Symbiodinium natans, 4395 nucleotides long. The record is from the annotation of a GenBank genome assembly. NCBI's taxonomy places the organism in Eukaryota, Dinophyceae, Suessiales, Symbiodiniaceae.
AUGCAUCUGCAUAGAGCCUUGGGUAAAAGUCUCCAGCUUUCUCAUGUGCAGGGCCACUCGGGGCACGCUUGGAAUGAUGCGGCUGAUUUCAUUGCCAAAGCUGCGCUCCAUGACGACCAGGGUCAAACAUGCAUUGAUAGUCUUUCCUCUUUGCUUCAGCCAAAGCUGCUUCCAUGGCUCUGGACCCUGCCAGUCAGCGCAGGAGAUCUGCCUACCGCCUGGGACUUGGUUGCAGGCACCGGUCUCGUUAAUGUCUCUGCUACGCAGCGCAGUGACUGCGCUUUUCCAACAGGCAAGUCUCACUAUUCCAAGCCCGUUGCUGGCAAGCUGUCCUUUCUCUCCUUCAACGUGUGCUCCUUGCGAGAUCCGGGCUCAACUAGGAAAGAAGCAGGGAUGUACAUUCCGGCCCUCCAGGAACUUUUGGCCAAGCAGCUGCUUCAUGAUGACUUUGGCCUUGUCGCUCUCCAGGAGACCAGACUCCCUUCCAGCAGUUCAUACACCUCUGGUGCCUUCUACGUUAUUAAUUCAGCCUGUGACGAACAAGGCCAAGGGGGAUGCGCGCUGUGGUUUCGGGUUGAUGAACCACUGUUGGGUUCUGGCAAGCCAGUCACACCGUCGCAGGUCACGCUCCUUUUUUCUUCUCCGAGACUGCUGGUGUGCCGCCUCACAAUGCAAGGUGCCACCUUCCUGUGUGUCUGUGCUCACGCGCCGCACAGCAAGCGACCGGAAAAGGAGAGGCUGGAUUGGUGGGAUCUCUUUGUGAAGGUUCUAGGGAAGGUUUGCAAAUCUGGCGACAUUCUUCUCAUAGCUGCGGACGCAAAUGCCCGCCUGGGCGCUAGCCACACGGGUGUUUCGGGUUCUUUUGGAGCUGAGCCCCUGAAUGCAAAUGGAGAAGCAUGGUUAGAGCUCCUUGAGCAGUUUGGUAUGUGCUUACCUGCAACGUUUAGUCACACUGGCCCCUCUGCCACAUGGCGCUCACCACAAGGUUUUGAGGCUCGCCUUGACUACAUUGCCAUUCCACAGGCUUUGUCCGCCUCCGUUGAGGAAUCCGCCACAUUGCUCCAGUACGAUGCCUUGACCAAUCAGGAUGAUCACAGAGCUGUCUCCUGUCGCCUUCGUCUGCAGCUUCCCGGGAAAGCAACUCACCGCCCAAAAAGUGUUCGCUGGCAGCUGCCGGAAGAAUGGGCGGAGCCCUGGAGUGCUUCUGUUGCAUGUAUGACCAGGCCUCGAUGGGACCUGUCAACUGAUCAGCAUGCCAGCGCCCUUCGUCAGGGUCUGCAAGACCGCAUGGCGCAUUUUCACUACCAGGCGCCGCCUACUCCCAGGCGGCCCUACGUCACGCCAGAAAUCCUUGACCUCCUAAAGGAGCGGAAUGCUCUGAGGAAACGUCUGCGCGAGCUCCGCUCAGGAGGAGACAAUGUGGAGCAGUCGCCCCUACUUGCGCAGUUCAGGACCUUAGCACGGGCUUUGCGCCGUAAGCUCAAGGCAGCGAAGGUCAGCUACCUCACUUCCCUUGCUGUUGAAUUUGAGCACAAGGCUUCCUUUCGAGACUCCAAGGCCCUCUAUAGGGCGCUGCAGCCGCUCAGGGCGGGUCCAGGGGCUCCCUCGAGAGUUCGGCCUGCCACCCAGGUCCUUACGAAAGAUGGUCUUCCCUGCGCUGACGCUGGUGAGAUAGCAGAUCUUUGGUCCUUUCACUUCGCCCGGUCAGAGGGAGGGAAAGUCUGCACCGCCGCUGAACUUGUGAGCGACCAUGUUUCCAGCCUGCAGCCCCUGGCCCAGUCAGCUGCUCUUGACUUCCUUCCCACACUUACGGAGUGGGAAGGGUUACUUCGUGCCCUUCCUAGAGGGAAAGCUCCGGGCCCGGAUGGCUUAUCCUCCUCACAUGUUCGUGCUGCCACCGCGGCUAUGGCUCGGCUGACUUAUGGUCUCACGCUCAAGGUUGCUUGUGGCGCUCCCGAGCCCCUAGCCUGGCGAGGUGGGAAGGCCCUCCCCCUUUUCAAAGGAAAGGGGCAAGGCACAAAACCCGGCGAGUAUCGAAGCAUUUUGGUCUCGGAGGUGUUGGGGAAACGUUGGCACGCAUGGCUUCGCAGCUCUUUACUUGCUACUUUUCGUGAGAGGGCUGCUCCCCUCCAGUGCGGCGUUACUGGUGGUCAUUCCACCGGGCUCCUCUCUCUCUUUCUCCGUAGCUUCCAGGCCCAGGCUCAAUCUCGGGGUUUUUCUUGGGGCAUCCUUUUUGUUGACCUGCGUUCUGCCUUUUACUCGGUCCUGAGGCAGUUUGUCACUGGGGCAGACUGCUCUCUUGAUUCCUUCCAAGCUCUCUGUGGCAGGCUUGGAAUUGGCGUUGAACAGUUUGAGGCGAUCGUAGCCGCCCUAGGUGCAGUUGAUGCCAAGGUUCUGGACUCUCUGCAGCCUGUCCUGGGAGCCCGUGUGAAGGAUGUGCUCCAAUCUACGUGGUUUCAGGUCCAAGGUUCAGAAAAGGUCGUGGCCACUCAAGCAGGCUCCAGGCCAGGUGAUCCCCUAGCGGAUAUCCUUUUCGGGUUGUCCGUUGCCGGUGCCGUGAAGCAGUUGAACGAGACCAUGCGUGAUGCUGGCUUGUUACCGUCUUUCAAUACUGCCGGAGUUUUGCCAGGGGUUGAGCCGGGCACAUCUUGGUUAGAGGCUUCCUGCAUGUGGCAUGAUGACCUAGCCGUCCCGUUUGUGGUUGACACCCCUGCUGCCCUGCAAGGCGCGAUAGCUUUCGUGGCGCGUCUGGCCCAUGACACCUUUGCCUCCAGAGGACUGAGCGUCAACUACGACAACGGCAAGACAGAAUGUGUUUGUCGCGCUGUUGGAAAAGGAUCCAGAGUUGUCACGCUCGCCUUGAAGGAUAAGCCGAACCCCACGGUGUCCUUUCUGCCGGAUAUCGGCACCAUGCAGCAAGUCAAGAUUGUGCCAGAGUACUGUCACUUGGGUUCGCUAGUUGCAGAAGAUUGUUCCCUACUUCCUGACAUCAGGCGCAGGCUGCUUCUGGCGGCGGCUUCUGCUAAGCCGCUAGCCAAAUCGGUCUUCUCAAAUCCCAAUGUCCCCCUAGCAGUGCGUCGGGUUCUCUUCCGCGGUCUUGUCCUUGGCCGUGCCCUUCACGGAGUCGGUGCGUGGGCCGGCCUGCAGGUGCAAGAAAUGAGGGCCUGGCACGCAGGGAUCAUGCGGCUUUAUCGCCUGUUGCUUCCUGUCAAAAACACUGCAUCGGACCCCUGGCUCUCGGAUGUCGAGGUGUGUAAGCAAUGCGGGUUGCCUCCUCCCUGCAGGCUUCUGUCGCUGGAACGUCUUCGCCUUUUUGGCCAGUUGCAUCGCACGACCUCGGGGCCCAUUGCCGCAGCUAUCGAAGCAGUCGCGGGCGAGCCCCGUUGCUGGCUGUCAGACGUUCUUGACGACUACUCAUGGCUGUGCUCCCUUCGGUUGGCUCCCACCUCUGUCCUGCCUAAGCCUCUGCCACAGGAGGUCUGUGCAUUUGUGAACCAAAACGCCACUGUUUUGAAUAGAUGCCUUUCGAAGGCAGGUUCUCGGGCAGCUGAGGCGCCGCAGCCUUCAGAUCUGCCGCCCGCCAGGCAGGAGUCCCAAUCGAUCACUUGCUUCUUGUGCCAACAAACCUGCAAAGGCCGGCAGGGUCUUGCGGCCCAUUUAGCCCUUUCGCACCACAUUCAGGCCAGGGCAGGCUGGUACGCUGUGGGCUCGUCUUGUCAAGCAUGUGGCCUCAAUUUCCGCACUCGCACUAGGCUUUUGAGGCAUUGGCGCAAAGGCAAGCCAGCUUGCAUGAAGUGGGUCUCGCAACACUGCGAAGCCGUUAGCGACACGGCCCGAGCGGAGCUCGACCGUGCGGAGAGCUUGCGUCUGCGACGCACAAAGGGGAGAGGCCCGGAGGACUCUCUCCCAAUUUUUGCUGAGGUGGGUCCCCCACCGAUCGUUCUGGGGGCGCGAGAGACUCCGCGUGUCUUCCUAGACGAUGUCAUGACCGGCAGCGCCUUGGACGUCUUCACCAUGGAGAGACUCCGGGAGAUUACGACUGAGCGCCUGCGCAUGAUGCAGGAGGGUGCUCCCCUGGGGUCCCUGGCUCCGUGGGCCUAUCGCGGCCUGUCACCGGAGGAGCUUCUGACGGUUCGGACCGUCUGGAGGGUGAGCCGCGAGUCCGAGCUCUGUGCUGAUUUCGAUUGCUGCGCCAUUUGCCUUGAUGGAAGAAGCGACGACAACUGCGAGUUGAUUGCCCUGCCGUGCGAGCAUGUGUUCUGUGCAGAUUGUGUUUGCACAUGGCUGGCCCGUAAUGCAACAUGCGUCCUGUGCAAGAAAGACAUGCGACCCGCCGUGGCCAAGUUACGACGGUGGCACAGAACACCUGACACCGACGAUGGCGCUAACGCAUAG